Patiria miniata (bat star) is the source of this 4019-nucleotide messenger RNA. Its product is annotated as melatonin receptor type 1A-like. Bases 254 to 1438 code for a protein of 394 amino acids. Gene Ontology annotation, biological process: G protein-coupled receptor signaling pathway. The transcript has a single exon. NCBI's taxonomy places the organism in Eukaryota, Metazoa, Echinodermata, Asteroidea, Valvatida, Asterinidae. Gene Ontology annotation, cellular component: membrane. The record is from RefSeq and is a predicted model, not a curated record. Gene Ontology annotation, molecular function: G protein-coupled receptor activity.
UAAACUCAAACCUUGUAGGUCUAUGGUAAAGCACAACACCAGUAUGAUGUAGGGAAGCGAGAUUACGGAAGUACUUCUCGGGAAAGAAUAUGAUAAUUACCUUUGGCGCGUGGGGAGGAAAUAGACAAAAGUCACUGGUUAGUUCUGCCAUUUGUCAUUUCACUAAAUGUGAGCAUUGAAUGCGGUGGCAUCAGAACACAAGCUCCCGCUGAAACUUUUUGAUAGGUUUGGUUGGCGAAGCAUCGAUUUCACCAUGGAUCCCACCCAGAUCGGUACCGUUGUCUCGGGCGAUUUCCCCGGCAACUUUACCACAGCCGCCACGCCAGGUCUGACCGGGGCGAUGAUGACCACGGACACGGUCGCACCUUCUGCCGGGGAGUCGGUCGAGUUGUACAGCUAUAAGGAGCGGGUCUUUAUCGGUCUCAUGUGGCUCAUCAUCUCGAUCUUAGGAAUGACCGGGAACGGGAUGGUCAUCCUGGCCGUAGCCCUGUCCAGAAAGCUCCGGACUCCCACUAAUGUCUUCGUGGUCAACUUGGCCGUGGCUGAUUUCCUCUCCUGCUUCUGUCUCCCGUGGAGCGUGGCGGGUCUGUUCAGCAGAAACGGGCUGCCUGGUGCUCACGUCCCCUGCAUGCUAACAGCCUUCAUCAGCUACGUAAGUUCCGGAGCCAGUCUCUACCACAUGGCCAGCAUCGCUCUCAAUCGCGUCAUCCUAAUCAAGCGGCCCAUGACCCUCUACCAGUGGCUCUACACCCCUGCCAAGAUCGUCUUCCUGGUAGUCCUGUCCUGGCUGGUAGCAUUCUGUGUCAUCCUCCUCCCUCCACUUGCCAACAUCGGAGGACUGGGCUACGAUGAAGAAGAAUACACCUGCACCGAUCAGGACACCCACCCGAUGGCCAAGCUCUACCAGCUCAUCCAGGUUGUCUUCUUCUUCCCCGGCCCCAUGCUGAUCAUCAUCAUCUGCUACGCGCUGGUCUUCGCUCAUGUCCGGAGCCACUUCAUCGCCCAGCGGAAGCGCCGACCCUCCACCAUAGUGUCUAAAGACGCGCCCAGCGGGCCCAUCUCCAGCAACUUCAUCCCCUCCGACUGCCCCCAGGUACAAGGGCCCGACACCAUGGACAACCAAGUCCACGCGAAGUUGAGCCGACAGCAGAUCCAGAUCACCAAGAACUUGCUCAUGAUCGUGGUGGUGUACUUCGUCUGCAUCACCCCGUACAGCGUCAUGCUGUUCAUGGGCAGCGGGUACACCCUGUACGGUGGCACCAUCUUCCUGUGCAACACUUGGAUCAAUCCCAUCGUCUAUGCCACCAAGCACCCCCAGCUCAAGGUGGUGCUUCGCAUGAUGAUCCGCUGCCGCUGCAGCAAGAUCCCCGAGCCGUCCAGGCUGGUCCGCAGACUCUCAAGCAAGAACGUUGCCCUCAAUCAGGUUAACAAGGCUUGAAUUUAAAUUGUCUAGAACCAGACGAAAUUUCUUGACUUAGCUAAGCACAAUCAUGCUACGCAAAAGAAUUACGGGCCAAGUACACAUGACCAGCCGAGAAUCAGUCACCACAUAUGUUCAUUUGCUGAUAUUUUGGCUGAUUGCCCGUUUCUAAAUAUCGGCACUUUCCGCGCUUGUAGUUAAUGUCUGUGCUCAUGCAAUCAAACCCAAUUAAAUACCUAGAGUCCUGGACCCGAUUUAAUGAGGCUUCUUCGCAGAAAUUAUAUGCUAACGUUUAUGCUAUAAAUCAAGUGAAAUCAAGCGAGACUAUCAAGCAGUAGCCCACACAUAUUGGCUCGUGAUAUGCUUUUGCAAAGCUAUGUUUUGAUCGAGCGUUCAAUUGAAGCUAUUUUUUGCUAUACAUUAGAUAUUAUGAUUGUGAUGUUCAGAAAAUUAUUGUUUUGCAAUUAUCGUAAUUGAAAAUUAUCAUAAGAUGAAACAUCAAUUUUGGUUCGUCUUAUGCGCACAAUAAUGUAUAUUGUCAGCGCAGAUGUUACUGACAAAAGUGUGGUUGGGGAGUUUUGACAUUCUCUUUACGAUAUAGGUUUUUUUUUGAUUUGCUGUAUGUACAAAAAUAAAAACUCCGAAGUUUUUCAGAAGAGAAAAGAUCAUUGUAAAUAUUAAGUUUUGUUUUCAUAAGAUGGAAGUUUUGUUUUGACAAGUCACUGGAGCACAUUAUAUGUAUUUUAAAUAUAUUUGGAAAGUAAAAUAUCUCUGUAAAAUGUUAAAUCAUUACAAUGUAACGAUAUCAAUUAUAAUGAAUACGUUCUAACAAGAGAAGCAUUAUUAUUAUUUUUUUUAACUUAAACCCACUUGAAUUUUGAUCCCGUCAAAAGUCAAUUUAUAGGGCCAAUGCUGACACAAGCGUUGUUCGAGUUUCAGUUCCCCGUAGUUUCCAUAUUCAGAGAAAACAAACAUUCACUAUUUUUUAGGGUAUCAACCGGAUAUCUCACAAACGACACUCGACACUCUAAUAAAAAUAUAAAAAUUACAAGGAAGUUUGCCGAUCGAACCAAAAAUAGGUGUUCAACGAAAAACAUCGCUCGAACUUACCCUUAUCCAAAAUUGUUGCCCGGUACGAACAUUCACAAUUUCAAUUAUUUCUUAUAUUAAAUAUUUGAUAUUAUUUUUACGUGUUUUUCCGUUGUUUUUCGUAUUAAAAUUGGUUAUAAUUUUGAUGACGAAAUUUGCAACGCAGAGUGCUCUAUAUAUAGACACUAUAAUUAUUGUUCAAACGUCUAUGUUGAAGCUUUGUAUAUCAUAGACACUAAAAGUUAUUUUUGUCUUAAAUAACAGAUAUAUCAGAACAAAUAUAUAAUGUAAAGUACAUUGGGAUAGGUUUUGCUUGAAUGACCCAGACAGCCCUUUGAAAGCUCCGUGACAAACGAGAAUACUAUUUAAAGGAUGAGGAAAUGUUAAGCUUGAAUUUAUUUUCCUUUUUGUUUAAAAUUUAUUUCCUUGUUUGCCAUUCUUCAGACGAACAUCUUGAUUUUGAAUUGUUCACAUGAACUGAUAAGGCCAAAAAAAAGCCCUUUGAGCCCUUUUUUUUUUGGCCCGGUCAUUUCCUCAUAAUUAUGCAUGCAGGGCGGAGGGUGGUUGAGUGACGACGAUGUCUUUAGUGCGGAAACGGUGCUAUCAAACUCGGGAUAAAAGACCUUGGACAAGAGGGAAAUAUCCAAGACCCGUUUUUCAUGCAAUGGCUAAUUGCUUUAGCAGAAAGUGUAGUUUAGCUAGCAUGCAGUUAUUGUUAAGCAGUGAUCAGCUGGGAACAGUCACGAGAAGUUUAUGUAUCUCUAACGUGACAUCUUGGUUGGUAACCUGUUUUUCUUUGCAAAUACUUUUGUAAUUAGUAACUUGUUUAAUUUUCGGAAACCAUUUGAGGCAGUUUUUUUAUGAUGUAUUAUUGUCAGAACUUUAUGUGUUGUCAGCUUCUGUGUGUGAGUUUAUUGUUCGAAUGUUACAUAGGUCUAUGCCCGCGAAUUUGUACGAUUAAUUACUGAAUAUUGUAAUUUUUAACUUGUUUCAUUUUUAGAUAGGCCUAUAUACCAUUUGAGGCAGUUUUUUUUAAUGUACCAUUGUAAGAACACUUGUAGCGUUGCCAGCUUGUGUGAGUUUGUUUCUGCAUUCAAUAGGGGACGUUGAACAAUACUUCCCCAAAUCCCAAGGGUCCCCGAUUUACGAUCGUGUAAAAAAAUAUAUAGGCGGUCUUCCUUAAUGUGUUGCUAGGUUCUGUGUGUGAGUUUAUUGUUCUAAUGUUACAUAGCCUAGGUCUAUAAUGCCCGCGAAUUUGUACGAUUAAUUCCUGUUAAAGUACCACUAACAGAGGGACAAAAUGAGUAUUGUUGUAAUUAUGUUUAUAGAACACAGUUAAACUGUAUAAUUGCACUUGUAAAUAAAAUGCUAAUUUUGCUGAAUAUUACCCGAACUGUCUUAUGGCACAGUUUAAUGUAAAUUUUCAAUUUUUCGUUUAUAAAAAGUAACUUAGAUACAAUAUUGAGCCUGUUGUUACAAAGCUAAAUGUCAAUAAACAAAUCGAUUGCAA